Molecule: messenger RNA, 1832 nt
Organism: Oreochromis niloticus (Nile tilapia)
Lineage: Eukaryota; Metazoa; Chordata; Actinopteri; Cichliformes; Cichlidae
Product: C-X-C chemokine receptor type 3
Exons: 4
Coding region: 134-1255 (373 amino acids)
Biological process (GO): G protein-coupled receptor signaling pathway; inflammatory response; positive regulation of cytosolic calcium ion concentration
Cellular component (GO): external side of plasma membrane; membrane
Molecular function (GO): C-X-C chemokine receptor activity; C-C chemokine binding; C-C chemokine receptor activity
Source: RefSeq, a predicted model, not a curated record
CUCACACUUGAGAGUAACUCCUCCACAGGUGCUUGCAUUUCCAUUUGCCUCUAAGAUACAUUGCAUAAGAGCUGCACAACCAGCCGAGGAAAGGUGUGAAAAACAACAGGAACACGAUCUGAAGCUUUUGUAAAUGAUGAUGGAAGAUGAAAAGAUUACAGUGACAGGGGAUGACUUGUUUGAUUUAUAUGAAAACGAUUCAGACUGGAACAUCUCUUAUGAAGGGGGUGAAGGGGGUGAUGUUUGCGACCUGACUGAGACUGUAAAUUUUGAAGCCGUGUUCAUACCAGUUCUGUACUCUGUGGUGUUUGUUGUUGGUCUAAUUGGGAAUGGAUUGCUGUUGGGAAUACUGGCUCGGAGUAGGAAGACCUGGAGUGUAACAGAUAUCUUCAUCCUCCACCUGGGAGUGGCAGAUAUCCUGAUGCUGGUGACGCUGCCCAUCUGGGCUGCACAGUAUGCUCAAAGUGACGGAUGGACAUUUGGUACUCCCCUGUGCAAGAUCAUUGGAAGUGUUUUUACAAUUAACUUCUACUGUGGGAUCCUUCUCCUGGCCUGCAUCAGUCUGGACCGCUACCUGUCCAUCGUCCAUGCUACUCAGAUGUACUCAAGGAAGAAGCCUUGGGUUGCUCAUGCCAGCUGCCUGAUGGUGUGGUUCUUUUCACUGCUUCUCUCUAUCAUUGACUGGAUCUUUUUAGAAGAAAUGUUUGAUGAUAGACGAGGCAGGAGAGAGUGUAUUCCCAAUUAUCAUAAAUUUGGUGAGAAGGCAAAAGAUUCUUGGAAGCUUGCGUCACGCAUGAUUUAUCUCAUAGUGGGUUUUUCACUUCCUUCAGUCAUCAUGAUAUUCUGCUACUCUCACAUCCUGGAUCAGCUGAGGUGUGGUGCCCAGAGCCUUCAAAAGCAGAGAGCUUUUAAAGUUAUUGUGGCUGUGGUGGUGGUUUUCUUUAUCUGCUGGACACCGUACAACAUCACAGUCUUAGUGGAAACGUUUAAUUUUGAUAUCAGUAAUGAAACUUGUUCAGGCACAACAUCUCUGGAGAAAGCAAAGACAGUGACCACCUGUGUGGGUUUCAUUCACUGCUCUCUCAAUCCCAUCCUGUAUGCUUUUGUGGGUGUGAAGUUCCGGCGUCAGCUUAUGAGCAUCCUCAGGUCUCUGGGUUGCAAAGUGGCAAGUGCAAAAAUCCAGUCUUUUGUCAGCAACAGGAGAAGCUCCAUGUGGUCCGAGUCUGCCGACACCUCCCACUCCCUUGCUAUCUGAGAAAGACAAAAAACAACAAAUCUGAUCAAGCUUACAAACUAAGCUAAAUGGACAUUAAGACAAAUACAUGAACAUCAUACUUUUGUAUAUCAUUGUGUUUGAUUGCUGAAACAGGCAGUGGUUAUUGUGUUGUUUUCUGUAGUUCCAUGUGACAAGACAGAAAUAAUUUUGUCAAUCUCUCACUCAUACCUGCAUUUGUUAGCAGCUAAUAAUUUUUCCUUUUUUUCUGAUUGCCGGGCAGCAUUGUAAUACAAAAAAGCCACGAGAGCAUGAGAAUUAUUAGUGUAAAGCGAUUAAUAUGUUUGAGCUUAAUGUGUUUUCAAUAGCUUGUAUUUUAUACUAUUUUUUUGUUAUACUGAUUUAUGUUUUGUGCAAAAUGUUCCAAUAUAAAAAAAAAACAAAAAACAAAAAAAUCAUAAUAAAGUCUGUUUCCAAUGAAAAAAUUCCCACAGUCCAACAGGGAAAUAGAAAUUUUGGUGAUUAUUUAAAUGUAUUUAACUGAUGUUGAAACUAUGCAGGCAACUUUGGAAACAUCUGUCAAAACCACAAACAGUUCAUUAAACAGUUGGGACCUUCC